AUGGGGAUGAGGAAGGUGGGCAAGUACGAGGUGGGCCGGACCAUCGGAGAAGGGACCUUCGCUAAGGUGAAGUUCGCCCAUGACACCGAGACGGGGGAAAGCGUCGCUAUGAAGGUCCUCGCCAAGUCCACUAUCCUCAAGCACAAGAUGGUCGAUCAGGUAGGUCGCAGGACCUGAACUUCGGAUCCCGCCGAUUUAAAUUUUUUGUGCACGCGCGCCUUUCUGUCCUUUGCUGUCGUGGACAGUUUCGCGGCCGCACGCAGAAUCCAAAAUUUACGCAUAAUUGAACCGGUUAUUGAUCCCCUCGUCCUCGUUGUCUCUUCCAUUUCUUGCCCAACGUUGGAUGCUUAAGAUCCCCAUCGAUAACCGGGUCCACCCGGCGGUCUGUGUCGACAUAUUUGUCAGACACACAUCUCCUCGUUCUCCCCCUCAAUCUUGUGCAAAGUAUCGGAUUAUUUGGAUUUCAAUCAAAAGAAGGCGCCAUGUAGUCAGAUCAAAUGGCAUUUGGGGAUUUUAAUCCUUCUAGAAUUACGAAUGCCAAGCACCAUGCGUUCGGGAUGCUUCAUUUCCCAAAGUGGGAUCAACUCAAUUAAAAUUAAUUGCCUUGAGGUUAGACAUCUUCGGCAAUGUGUAGCAACCAUGUCUUUCACGUUGUUUUCUAUGUUAGACUUAACUGUCGACAUGCCUUCUGAGAAAAUGCAAUCGAUGACACUCUAUAACUCCGUUAUCCAGAGGAAUACACCAUCUACUGACAGCAUUCUUCCUGACUGGACUUUGCAUCCCCGUUCUUCCCAUUUCCAGCCUAACUUUCUACUAACUACAAGUCUAUUGCAGAUCAAGAGGGAAAUUUCUAUAAUGAAGAUUGUCAGGCAUCCAUACAUAGUUAGAUUGAAUGAGGUAUGACUCCUACGUUCUGAUACUAUUCUGGAAGUCAAGUUUUCCGCUUUGUGGACAAUCAACAUUAAAAUCUUGCUUGGAUCGAUUUCUUCAGGUUUUGGCCAGUCGAACAAAAAUAUACAUGGUUCUGGAACUUGUCACUGGUGGAGAAUUGUUUGAUAAAAUUGUAAGGCUUUUAUGAUUAUGAAAACUUAAGUUGAACGCAUGCUAUUUGCAUUGGUCUCUUUUGUUUAAUUUUUCUAGUAAACCGAGGUAUGAUAGACAUGUCAUUCAAUUCUAACAGAAACCUUUCUUUUUCGGAUCUAUUUGUGACGACUCAUCAUCUUUUCGCUCCCUGGACUUUCUAUUUACCUUUCACCAGUGAUUCCAUGGUUAUCUGUCUAAAGUUUUUUAAAUUCAAAACGUGUAUAUCUGAUGUUGAAAUGUGGUUAAUUGUUCGAGAAAACAAUAGAUGAGCUCAGCCUUCUGUCGGGCCAUGUAAAAAUAGGGAACCUUUUCAGUUUUCAGUAACAUACCAGACUAACAUCUAUUUAUCAAUGUUGGGCAUAACUUGAAUCCUCUACUUGGGGCUCAGGUUAUGGAUUUCCAUGAAUCCACUGAUGUUGAUCUCGAAGAUGGUUCACUUACUUGCUUUGUUAUGGUAGGAAGUACCGUUUUCCUAGACACACCGGUGUGGAGAAACAUAAAGAAGUUCAUUCCAAGGUUUAUAAUGGUGGUUGAAAACUUGCAAGCCCUAGUGGAGGACAAAUGCAUAUGUUUGACUUUGGCUUUUAGUAAUUUACCCGAGCCUGAAGAUGACCCUGAUUAGGGAUGAAGAAGCUCAUCAUUGGUGCUUAAUAAUGCAUAAUUCUAUAACUUGGGAACGCACACUGGAGACUAUGACAUUGUUAUGUCCCAUAAUUGCUAUGUAUUCCUUCAUUUCAUUUCAUCAGAGAAGUGUGAUCUGUUCACUAUCUUCUAGGGGAACAACAAUGCGCUGAUUGGUUAUAAUUCAUGGGAUAGUGCAUGUCGUUUUCUUAUAAAAGUCAAUUUUCUCUCUAGGCCCACCAAGGAAAACUCACUGAGAAUGAGUCCAGGCGGUACUUUCAGCAACUUAUAGAUGCAGUUGACUAUUGCCACAGUAAGGGUGUGUACCAUAGAGAUUUGAAGGUUUGCUUAUUUCUGGUCUUCUGAUUUUUUGGCCUUUUCUUUCUUUGGAUAUUUUUCGUGACAAUAUGAUGUACAAUGUGCAGCCUGAGAAUCUUCUUCUUGACUCAAAUGGAAACUUGAAAGUUUCAGACUUUGGGCUCAGUGCGUUGCCCCAGCAAGUAAGCAGAAUUCCCUUCUAAAGAUUAUGAGGCAUGUUAAGGCGAUUCCAGGUUAUCUCUUUUAUACCAUUCUUUAUGUUGUUUUUGGUUAUCAUGUUUAGGGAGUUGGCCUACUUCAUACAACAUGCGGAACUCCGAAUUAUGUAGCUCCUGAGGUGCAUCCUAGAACCUUAUUUCGAGCUCAAAUUUUGGACAAGCUUCUGCAGCUAAAGGGAAUGGUCAACCAUGUUAUGCAUACUUGCCAUCAUUGUUGAGUGCUGGGUGAUACGGAUCAAUGGCUCAAUUACUAACAUAGACUAAUGUUUCAAACAGAAUUAUACUAAAAUCAUAAGACACGAGGAUAUCUGUGGGGAAUCGUCACAUAAACGCAUAUGUAUUAGGACAAAUUUAUCCAACGUAGAUUUGGUGGGGUUAACUAAUUUUUCUGAAGAAAUAUCCAAUAUACGAAAACUUUACUUGUGCCCUUGGAGAAAUGUGAAUGUUGUGAUGGAAAACUCAAAAAUAAGAAUUGACCCAUAAGCCUGAUGCAAAAAUUUAUCAAUAUGGCUGAUUCAAUAUCUCCAAAAGUUUCGCAGUUCUUAAGCGAUUCAUGAAGAACCAAAACUUUAAUUGUUGCUAAAUUCCCAAAACAAUUGCAUGAGUAUGAUUGAAGUGACCAACAGCACUAGAUUCAUAUUUGUCUUAUUAGGUGGGAGAGUCGUUCACCAUUUCCUUUGGGGAGCUCUGCAUUUAGAUCUGGAUAUUGAAGCAAAAGACUGCAAUUGAGACUGGUGCUAUGAUGUAUAGAGAUCACUGAUGUUGGGCUCUACAGAUGGGUAUUAAAGUGAUGUUCUUGAAAAUAAAUGAUAGUAAAGUAUCAAAAUCUACACGCAAUAAAAAAGGACAUGAACGUUAUGGUGGUCUAAUCACUCAUAUCCCUCCUUCACUUGUCAUGCGUUACUUUGGAUUUUUCCCCUAAGUUCCUAAAAACCUAUGUAGACUGACUCUUCCAAGGUAUAAUCUAAUCUAAUGUUUAUCAUAUUCUCGUUCUCAAGGUAUCAACUAUACCUCUCACCCAAUAACAAGCUUAGACAAACGUGGAUUAAUAAAUAACAGGCUUAGAUAUAACUCUUCUUGUAAAAAUGAGAACGUUGGGACAAGCUCAGAGUAUUCAUUCAAUCUUUUUAUGCUUUUCAAACCACAUAAACUUAAGGAUCCAUUGGGUAUUUAUAAAAUUGAUCUGUUAAAGCUUGAGAAUCUUAUGUUUCUUAAUCAUUAAUAAAUGGAGAUCCUCUAGCAGCUGUUAUAAAAAGGUUUUGCCUCUUUUAGCUGAAAUACGGAUUUAUUUGUAGAUGCUUCGACUUUCAAUUUCAGAAAAAAUAGCCACGGUCAAACCUCAAGUCUCAGCCCUUUGCUAUAUACUUAACUACCUUAUGCAUCAACUAUUCAUUCAUCAACAGUUGACAAUCAUAAUUUAUUUUUCGUCUUUUCUCUACAAGUGUCAACAUUUUAUGUUACAGGUGUCAGCCUCUGUAUUUCAUGGUUUCUAAUUUUCUUGUAGAUAUUAACCUUUUUAUUUCAAGGGUUAGCCCAUGUAUUUUCUGGCUUCUAUUUCAUUCAUAGGGUUAACACUUAUUUUGGAGAAGUCAACCUCUUUAGUUUGACUAAAAAAAAUCGCUUUAUCAUUGUCUACAUUUAUCUUAUUUGCUGCAUUUUUCGUUGUUUUCUGUUUGAAAAUUUCAUUUCUCAAUCUAAUAAAACUCAAUGAAUGAUUUAUAUAAAUUGUUGAAGAAAUAGAGAUUUUUUAACGAUAAAAAUCAUUUUAUUUGAUUCAACAACUGAUUAUAUAGUUUGAAUAUUCAAUGGGAAGAAGUAGAAGAUGAAGAUAUGCCAUCUUUGGUGAUCCUUGUCCAUUUUUUGUUUUCUGGAUGUAAUCAUCGCACAAUUUUGUGCCUAAACUUUUUCUAAGAAUAAAAUGGGGAAUUAUGUGGCAUAACAAACAGAAUCAGUAGUGACGUGAAUUAUUAAUUUUUUUCUGGAAUAUAUAGGUGAAUAACUGAUUAUAUAUAUUUUAUUUCUUGGACAUACAUGAAUGCUUCUUGAAUAUACGUGAAAUUUUGGAUUUUUUUUUAAUUUGGUCAGUUAUCUCUCUCUUGUGCAUUAUAUCUUUUUUUUUCAUAAAAGGGGGUUCUGGAGAUUCAGAUGAAAGAAACAAGGAAAAUAAUUGUCUAUGGAAAAAGAAGGGUUUUUAAAUUCAUGGUCAGGUUACAAUCUCUGUAAUGUCUGCUCUUCAUGAUCGGCCUUGUAGCUUAUUCAGAUUUCCAUGGUUCCUGGUUUUUAUUUCACUUUUAUGUCCAUCUGUGGUGAUUUCUCAACGAUGCAGUAGGCUAGAUAGUUUGAAGAUUUUUCUCUCCAUUAGAGGCGUCUGUGGUAAAUUAAUUUUUCUCAAUUUUAUCUAUUUAUGAUUGGUUGCAUUUCACCUUAAGUCAAGCGUCUUGCAGGAGCUAUGCUUGACAAUCUUAUAUCCCAAAGUAAGCAUUGGAAGGAAAUGGGCCCGUUCUUGUAAGAAUGGAUAGCUCUGGAAGUUAUUACCGCACAAUCAUAUCUACAUGUGAACUAGCAUCCCAACUCUUACUUACUAGUCACAUCUUUUGUUGUCAUCUCGUGUCAUGACACGAUGCUGAGGAAAUUAUUGGAGUAUCAGUGAACUAUAGUGUAAUAGACAAGAAAAGAUGCCCAUAGACCAUGCAUGUUUCUAAUGCGUGAAAUGGAUGUAAUUUAUCCUGUUUAAAAGCCUUUAAGAAAGGAUGCGAGCUGGAGUUGUGGGGUACUCAUUGCUGUGUCCUUGUAGUUCCGGUAAUUUUUCUUGGGAUGCCGAGAAUAACAUUAGUUUGUAUUUGUCGAGCCAUAGAAAGGCUGGGCUCCUGUAUUCCAUCCUUCACUAUUUUGACUUUUGCUGCUCCCACUAUUAUAUGUCGUAUUGUGUAUUGAUCCUUUCGCGCAUCCUUGAUAAGUGUUGUUUCUUGAAAGUACUAACCAAAGUCAAUGACACUUUAGGUGCUUGGUCAUCAAGGCUAUGACGGUUCUGCUGCAGAUAUAUGGUCUUGCGGGGUGAUUCUUUACGUUUUAAUGGCCGGAUAUCUCCCGUUUGAUGAGUGUGAUCUUCCAACCUUACUUAGAAAGGUACUUUUCACUUUGUCAGCAACAUAGCAACCAUCUCUUUGGUCCCAAUUUAUGAACCUAGGUUGUCAUGCUCUCAUGGUUACCUGCAUCCACCUAUUGUGUAGACCAAUGCUGCGGAGUUUUCCUGUCCAUCAUGGUUCUCUCCCGGAGCAGAGUCCUUAAUUCAUAGGAUACUUGAUCCGAACCCGAAGACCGUGAGUAUGGCUAUUAAAUUUUAGUUGCGUUCCUAAACUUAUCUUGUUCUUCGCUAUUAUUGGCAAUGAAAACAAAAGAUUCCCUGACAGAUAACUCUAUUUUUAUUCAUACAUACUGAUGAUAAUGGGAGAUCUUUUAUGGUUUUGUGUAAUGUCCAGUCUACACAUUCUUCUGCUGUUUUUCUUCUUAAUUUUUCAGUCCUUGAGCUUCGCAAUUGUCUCAAUUAAAGAACUCUGUCUAAAAAUAUACCAUGAAUAUCCUAUCUGCUAUCUGAAAUCUCCUAGGGUGAUGAAUAUGUCUGGGUAUCCUGUUGAUUUAUGAUAAAAUGCCCAUUCUAGAUUUCUCGAGAGUUGUAAGACGCUGCUGAGACGCAAUUGGCAUGUGGACUGGUAAUAAGAAUCAAGACCCCUCUUCAUGACAGACAAGUUAAUAAUUCUGGUCCUGCGGAAGAAAGAUACAAUUGAAAACACUUUUUUAGACGAAUGUAUUCUUCUGUGUAUGCUGAUUAGAACAAUUGAGAAUGAAAGUUCCCAAAAGAAUUUCUCAAGCAUUAAAGUGCGAGAUUGAUUUUCUUUCAAUUACAAGUUUGUACACCUGUUUUUCACAACCAAAAGAGCAAAAACAAUCAGAAAUUUGACAGGGAGGAAGGCAAUUCCACCUGUCGUUUCAUGGGAUUGUUCUUGUGGGAUACUCCACAGUGUUAGGGUAUUCUUCGUUGGUCCACGGACUUCAACUCAUGAUCGAACAUUCAGACCUAAAAAACGAAUUAAACUCAAAUCAUGACUAUUUGAUUAACGUAGGAAAAAUUUACAUAAAAUGUUUUGUUUAAAUUUUUCAACAUGACUCCAAAACAUUGAUGUUUUUACUUUAUCCAGAUUUAAAGUUGUGUAGAGUAAUUUUUUGUCAUUAAUGUACUAGUAGAUUUACUAUUGUAUGUUAUUUUAUUUAUAUUUAAGGUUUCCAGAAGUAAUACUGUUGAAGUUAUUAUGCUAUCUAUGUAAACUAAUUCACAAUGAAUUAGCCUAUUUAAGCAAUUAUGGACGUUAUUUUUUAACUUCUAGUAGAUUACUAUUCUAACACUCUUCAGAUCCAGGCUAACUUGUGUGCUUUUCUGCGUCAACAACAAAAAAUGGGUUGCAUUCGGUUUAUGAGAAGUUAUCAGCUCUGGUGCCAUGUAAAAUCUAUUUGAUCAUUCAACGAAAAAUAACUGUCAGUGAGUUAAAUAUUCUUAUAUCUGUAAUCGCAUGACAUUGACUUAUUACUUCGAAAAUGAUUUUGUUUUCAUGUACCCCACUCACUUGAAAGCUUUUGAGGUUUGUCACCCAUCGGAAAUGGGUGUGCAGUCCAAGAGAAACAGACUGAUCUAAUAUCGUAUUAAGUAUUAUUUAAUUCAAAACCAACUGGAACGGAGGCGGAGUGUGCCCGUUUAUAUGGUCAAGGGAGUUUAAUUAUAUCUUGUAUUACGACGCUAAACUAUGUUCAUAAAAUGAUUAUUUCAUCGCUAUCAGUUUAUCGACUGUAUGAUUUAAUGCAAUUUUACUUUUAACAACAAUGAGUGUCUUCUUCUUGAUGAUGCUGUUGCACUCCUGUCAUCGGACACCUUGUCGACUGAAAAUUUAAUUGAAAAAAUUCCAUCAAUGUGUCACGAACAAUGCUCAUAUGUUUUCAUAUCUCAAUCGGUACAUCAUUUAUCCUCCCAUUUUUUCUUCUAUUUUGCUGAUUCACAUCCCUUGGAGCUUACGACAAGGUCCAAGAUCAUGAGUACGUUCUAUCUUACCAACAUCAGAGGUUAUCGUUUUUCCAUAACGUCAAAAAAUGUUUAUUUUCUCCUUGGGUCCUUAGUCCUUUUCCGAAAGCCGAUGUGCUGUCAAUUCCUUGCUCAGGAUAGAUUAAUUUCUACCUUCAUUUGAUUGGUUUGAAAUGUUAACUUGUGGUCUCAUCUGCUUGCAGCGCAUCCGAAUCGAGGAAAUAAGAAAUGAUGAUUGGUUCAAGAAGACUUAUGUUCCUAUUCCACACUGUGAAGAGGAAGAAGUUAGUUUGGACAGCGUCUGUGCUGUUUUUGAUGACAUCGAGGUCAGUUACUUAGCUUUGGUCGUGCAUAUUGUGUCAGAUCUAUGGUUCAGUUAUCUUCAUUAGACAUGCAACUUGCUCCUUUCAGUUUCACAUUUUUCUAGAAUUUAUCAUCGAAAUCCAAAUUUAUAUUCCUUAAGCAUCACUUCCAUGACACCUAAAUUCCAGAGGCACUGUUCAAAUGUGCUGCAUACUUCUUUUCUAACGUAAAUCUUUCAUCACUAUUUUGUUGCAGGAUCAGUUUGUUUACGAGCAGGAAAAAGGCAGUGUAGGGGGUCCCCUCAUAAUGAAUGCUUUUGAGAUGAUUACCUUGUCUCAGGGAUUGAAUCUUUCAGCUCUGUUUGACCGGCGGCAGGUGCAGCAUGAGCAUUAAAACUAAUUUUGUGAGAUAGUGCCUAUUUGGGAUAUGUUUACUCUUGAAUGUUAUUCUCGAUAGUGCCUAUUUUGGAUAUGUUUACUCUCAAUUUGAAACUUAAAGAAUCUAACUUCUCAGUUGGUAACCUUAUCUUUUUCAAACUCAAUCGAUAUUUUUCAUAUUUAAAAAAAAUCCUAAGAAUGGACGUUAGAAAGUUGCUCUCAUCCUUGCAGGAUUAUGUAAAACGCCAAACACGUUUUGUGUCUUGCAAACCAGCAAGCAUCAUAACAUCAAGUAUUGAAGCUGUUGCAGAAUCCAUGGGGCUGAAGGUUCAUUCACGCAACUACAAGGUUACUGCUUCGUUUUCUUUUCAUCUAGUUUUAAAAAAAAAUCCUUAAAGAGUUAUUUUUCUCAUCUUAAGGUUUACUUUCUCUUCAUUAGCGAUCCAUUUUCUUCUUUUGUUCUUUUUAUUAUUCAGUGAUUCAUCAGAAUGUGCUCAUAUAAGCAACCGAAUCGAAUGUUUAGUUACCGCUAUUUAGAUUAUGAACAGAAAGGCCUCAACGACAACGGCAACAAUCUUUUGAGCAUACUGAAUACUUUGUGCAGGAUUGAAAACAAAAUUAAUGCAAUGGCCAACCUCACAUUAACAUUAUACAUGUUUAAUUCAUUUUAUAGUAUCAUGUAUACUCGCUUGCCUGCAUAUAAUGUGUAUUCAAAUAAGAACGUAUUUAUUACUCUCUCAUACUGCAUUUGAAAGGUUUUUCAUUUAGGCCGUUUUUGACGGUGCUCUUUUCAUAGGCGCCUCUUCACGGAAAGCCCGAUGGAUCAUUCGUGUUUUCUCGCAUACAUUCCUGAGAUUAUGCUGCGGCAGGCUCGAGGCAAUCUCUCUUUUUAGAUAUUUAACAUUUUCCGUACGAAAACGCUCAUAUGUAAAUCUUGGCUUCUCCAAAGGAGGAAAGGUUAACAGAAGUUCUAUGAAUUCUGUCCCUGAACUCUGCGAUGCUCUGCAGUGGGCAGUCUGUUUUCCCUUUUUGCUCACGCGUUCGGUCGCUGCAGAUUUUUUUUAUUUUUCUUUCUGUUACUCACGAAUUCCUCUUCAGCAGAUGAGACUUGAAGGAGUUUCCUCAAAUAAGAUGACUCUGUUUGCUGUCGUCCUGGAGGUAGCUUAAUUCCAAUUCAUGGUUGAAUUUCAGUGUACUCGUUUUUCAAAUGCCCACCAAGUUUACGACCUGCCUACCCAUUUUGUCCAUAAUUCUCCAAAUUUAAUGGGCACAUUUUCCUAACUGAGCAAUCAUUCGCCAGGUUUACGAAGUUGCACCAUCUCUUUUCAUGAUCGACGUUCGGAAGGUCUCAGGCGAUACUCUCGAAUAUCACAGGGUCGGAGCCUCUUACCCUUCUGAGAAACACCGUGUAGCCGUGCUUCCUUUCGGUCUAAUUCGUCUGCUUACAGUGAAAUUGCAAUUUAAAUUGCCAUAUAUCGUCUUAACUCUCUGCUUAUUGAUGGCUAACCACGCAUGCAGUUCUACAAGAAUCUCUGCAGUAGACUCGAGCACAUUAUCUGGAAGCCCAGUGAAGGGGCCGGAACAUCUCCGCUGUGCUGA
Molecule: messenger RNA, 9587 nt
Organism: Spirodela intermedia
Lineage: Eukaryota; Viridiplantae; Streptophyta; Magnoliopsida; Alismatales; Araceae
Source: the annotation of a GenBank genome assembly